GGCGAUGAAAAAUUUCCGAAGCUAGGCAACUCGCCGAUAACUUCAAAAUAUAUUUUAAUGUUGACAGAGAGUCAUAAAAAUUGUCGAAUUUUUGAGGCAAUUUUACUAAUUUACACUUACUAAAUCAAAUUUUGUUAACAUGCACAUCGAUCCCGACGAAUUAUAUAGAUGGGUGGACGCCCAUACAAUCACCAGACCGAAGAGAAAUUUAAAUAGGGAUUUCUCCGAUGCCGUACCAUUGGCGGAAAUUUUGAAACAGCAUUUUCCGAAGUUGGUUGAUAUACACAAUUACAUUCCGACGCUGUCGCACACUCAGAAACUGGUGAAUUGGGACGUCCUGAACAAGAAGGUACUAAAUAAAUUGAACAUGAAUCUGACGAAGAAAAUUAGGGAAGAAUUGGCGAAAAGCACGCCCGGUGCUAUCGAAAAGGUUCUCGAAGAAAUCAAAGCGAAAAUUGAAAUUAAAGACGCUUCUGGCGAUCACGGAGACGAUACGAAAAUUAUAUACUUGGAAAACAGUUCGGAAUUAUCGUACAGAGAAGGGGUGAUUCCGUUGAAAAUUAAUAAUGGCGUGAAAACCGUGGAUAAAAAAUUAGUUCCUAGCGAUUUGUACGAUAAAAUGGAAAAGGAAUUGCAAACUCAAAAGGACACCAUAGCGGAGCUCACUCAAAAAGUCGACCAUUUUGAGAAAUUAAUCGGCAUUAAAGACGAGCGCAUUAAAGACUUAUCGCAUCAAUUGCAAUCGCUAAUUAGCACACCGGAAGAAAAUACAUUUCAGAAAUCAAGAUUUUUUAGUAACAUACUUUAAACGUCAAAAUUGUAAGAGUUUGCUUUUGUAAUAAAACUCUACUUUAGGUACCAACUAU
Molecule: messenger RNA, 866 nt
Organism: Phyllotreta striolata
Lineage: Eukaryota; Metazoa; Arthropoda; Insecta; Coleoptera; Chrysomelidae
Source: the annotation of a GenBank genome assembly